UGUUGAGAUAGCCAAGGUUCUGGACAGUGGAAAAAUGAAGGUCUUAGCACUGCUGGGGUUUUUAUCUGUAGCCGCAGCGCUACAUGAUUCUACAAUCGAUGUGGAUUCUUUCACCGGGUUCCAGGUUUACAGAAUCCAGCCCAAGAAUGCUGAGGAUGUGACCUACAUGCGAAUGCUGGAGAACCGUCCUAUUUAUGAUUUCUGGACUGAGAUUUCUCUGAAUAGAAAUGUUGAUAUUAUGGUACCUCCCCAGUUUCAUAAACAGAUGGAGGCUGACCUCGCAGCUCGUGGAUUGUCCUUCGAGGUCAUCAUUCCUGAUGUCCAAGUGUUGAUAGAGAACGAAAAGGUCAAGGCUGUGUCCAGGGAGAAAGCAUCUGCUGAUCAUGCUAUGACAUGGGAUGAAUACCAUACCCUUGAUGAUAUGUACAGUUACCUUGACUAUCUGGAGGCUACAUAUGACUUUGUUUCUACCGAGUCUAUUGGAUCUACUUCUGAAGGAAGAGAUAUGAGAGUAGCGAAGAUCUGUAAAGGAGGAUGUGGGGGGAAGAAGGCAGUCUGGAUUGACGGAGGUAUUCAUGCCAGAGAAUGGAUUUCUCCUGCCACUGUAACCUGGAUGUUAAGAGAACUGGUUGAAAAUGAUGCGGAGCAUUCUGAUCUUACCGAGACCCUUGAUUGGUACUUCCUACCCUCUGCCAAUCCUGAUGGAUAUGCAUGGUCAAGAGACCACAACAGAAUGUGGAGAAAGACAAGAUCUGAUCAUAAUUCUAUUUUUGGAUGUUUGGGAGUGGAUCUGAAUAGGAACUGGGGAUUUCAUUUCGACGAAGGAGGAAGCUCAUAUGACCAAUGCAGUGAAGCAUUUCAUGGACCUGAAGCUUACUCAGAACCUGAAAAUAUUAACGUCAGGGAUUUUGUAUUUGCAAGGAAAAAUGAAAUCGUCUUUUUUAACACUGUGCAUAGCUUUGGUCAGCUGAUACUGCUACCUUGGGGGUACACCAGCCAUGAGGUACCAGAAGAUUAUGAACAGAUGUUACAGCUUGCUACAAUGGGACAAGAAGCUUUGAUGGAUGUUAACGGAGAGUUUUACAAUGUUGGAUGUACUCCGUGUAUCUUGUACAAAGCUAGUGGUAUCUCUAUUGACUGGGCGCAUGGAGAAGCAGGUAUAGAGUUUGUGGUUAGUAUGGAGCUGCGUGAUCUGGGAGGAUUUAUUCUACCUUCUGACCAGAUUAUACCAACUGCUGAGGAGGUCUGGGCCUUUCAUACCACAGUACUCAGGGAGAUGAGUGCUCGGAGGAAAUAGAUUUUUCUCUUGAUUGAUAAAAAUAAAAAAUGCUUAGAUUUUAUAGAAAAUUUA
Molecule: messenger RNA, 1351 nt
Organism: Eurytemora carolleeae
Lineage: Eukaryota; Metazoa; Arthropoda; Copepoda; Calanoida; Temoridae
Product: carboxypeptidase B
Exons: 6
Coding region: 35-1297 (420 amino acids)
Biological process (GO): proteolysis
Molecular function (GO): zinc ion binding; metallocarboxypeptidase activity
Source: RefSeq, a predicted model, not a curated record